AUGGCGGCGCUCGCUAAGCUCAUACAUUAUGUGGCUGCUGAACAACUUGCCACGUCGUUCGAUGUUGCGGCGGCGAUGCUAUUGGUAUACGACUGCUCACUGACGUUGGGGAUGGAGAUUGAGUUUGUGUGGUCAUCGCCAUGGGGGUUUGUGAAUAUGGUUUAUAUCAUUCAGCGAUAUCUGCCUUUCUGUGACGCGAUUUUUCUCUGUCUGACUCACCAAUUGGCAGUAAACAUCGACCCAGAUAGCUGCCGUAUUGUUGAAAUGAUACGAGGAUGGUUGAUGAUUUUUGGCUUUAUUUUGUCCGAAGUAAUCUUGACCCUGCGCGUAUGGGCAGUGUGGAAACGAGAUCGACAUAUGGGCGUCUUUCUAAUAUCUCUAAUUACGCUCACAACCGUGGCGGAGAUAUAUGUGAUGAGAAUCUUCCUUCGCGACCUACAAUUUAGUACAAAGCCAUACCCAGAAUUUGUCGGUUGCUUUCUCACCAGUGCGAAUCACAUCCUGUACUUGGAUUGGGUUGUAUUCAUGAUUUACGACGCUACGACGGUCGGAACGACGCAUUCAUUGUGUGCUGAGGGAGCAAAAGCCCUUUCAAUAGUCAACGUCGUAGUCGUGCGCGCGCUCCCUACAGAGUAUUUUGCGGUUAUCUCCUCAAUGACAACGCGUGAAUUGGUGUUGAUAAAUUACGUUGUGUGGAAAUGUCUAUAUAUGCGCCGCGAUGCUAUCAGGCCAGGUGUUUAA
This is a messenger RNA of Laccaria bicolor S238N-H82, 741 nucleotides long. RefSeq lists its product as uncharacterized. NCBI's taxonomy places the organism in Eukaryota, Fungi, Basidiomycota, Agaricomycetes, Agaricales, Hydnangiaceae. The record is from RefSeq and is a predicted model, not a curated record. The transcript has 12 exons. The coding region runs from base 1 to 741 and encodes 246 amino acids.